AUGGGGACACAGGGACUGGGGUUAACUUUCCUGAUUUUGCCUCUCGUCGUGCGAGCGGCCACAGCAGGGCAGUGGUGUUACGACUCGCAGGACCCCAGCUGCGGCCCCAGCCACUGGAAGGAGCUCCAAGCUGCGUGUGGUGGUGAGAAGCAGUCCCCGGUGAACAUCGACCGGCACUGGCUGCAGCGGGACAGUGGCCUGGGGGACAUCCUCUUUGAGGGCUAUGACCUGGCACCCCCUGGCAAGUGGAGGCUGACAAACGAUGGGCACACAGUGAUGCUAAGCCUAGUGAGUGAGUUGGCCUCGGAGCGCAUCACCGUCAGCGGCGGGGGCCUCCCCGGCAGGUACCGAGCGCUGCAGCUCCAUUUCCACUGGGGCAGCCCAGUCGGGAACGGCUCUGAGCACACUCUGGAUGGACACCAACUCCCCAUGGAGCUGCACAUCGUCCACGUGAAUGUCAAGUACCAGACGCUGGCAGAGGCCAAAGGGCAUGCCAACGGGCUGGCUGUCCUGGGCUGCUUCUUCCAGGUCUCUGAAGCCCCUAAUGCCAAUUACAACACCAUCGUGGCGGGGCUGAGGAACGUCUCCAACGCUGGGCAGUCCGUGGAUUUGGCCUCCACCUUCCGCCUGCACACCCUGCUGCCCAGCCAGCUCUCCGGGUACUACCGCUACCAGGGGUCCCUCACCACCCCCGACUGCAGCCAGGCUGUCAUCUGGACCAUCUUCGAGGAGCCGGUGGAGAUCGGACGGGAGCAGCUGCGGGCGUUCGUCAGCACCCUGCACUUCCCGGCCGACGGCCCCCGGCUCCUGACAAUGACCAACAACUUCCGCCCACCGCAGCCCCUCGGCGGCAGGAAGGUCUUCGCCUCCCGGGCAGCCACGGCCAGCGGCGGACCCCCGAGCCGCGACUGCUGCCAGCUCCUCUUCCCCCUGCUCCUCCUGGCCCUGCUUGACCCCUUCUCACCACACCCAUAG
Indicator indicator is the source of this 975-nucleotide messenger RNA. RefSeq names its product carbonic anhydrase 15-like. Bases 1 to 975 code for a protein of 324 amino acids. Gene Ontology annotation, cellular component: plasma membrane. The transcript has 8 exons. NCBI's taxonomy places the organism in Eukaryota, Metazoa, Chordata, Aves, Piciformes, Indicatoridae. Gene Ontology annotation, molecular function: zinc ion binding; carbonate dehydratase activity. The record is from RefSeq and is a predicted model, not a curated record.